AUGGCGGCGCCCAGGUCGACGAGAGCUCGGCGGCUUUGGGAUGGUUUGGCGGCGGCGGCCGCCGUCUUCUUCCUCCUCCUCCCUCUUCUUCCCGCGGCGGAGGCCGAGGGGGACCAAAGCACGGCCGAGUUCGACGUGAGGCCCGGCGGGGCGGUCCACUCGUUCUCGAAGAGCUUGGGAGACUACACCUGCACUUUCACCUAUGCUGCUCAAGGUGGGACCAACGAAAAAUGGCAGAUGAGCAUUGGGAUCAGUGAAGAUAAUCUGCUGUUUUCCUGUUCCGUCUGGAGGCCCCAAGGGAAGUCUUACCUCUUCUUCACCCAGUUUAAAGGCGAAGUCAAAGGAGCAAAGAUCGAGUAUGGCAUGGCCUACUCCACGGCUGCGGCUGGAGGGCAGAGGGACAUCGCCUUAAAGGAGGAGGAAUUCCAGGUGACGGAAACAGCAGUGUCUCACAAGGAAGGCAAAUUCCGCUCAGAACUCUCCAAGCUGCUGAUCGUCGCCAAAACGGCCCACGACGAGCUGUGAACCGCCGAUUUCCCUCGCCUGAUAGAAGGUGGUCUGCUUUGCCGGGGACUUUGCAAGCGGAUCUUCUGGCCGGCUCUAUGCAGGGGUGGGGACCUCUCUCCUGUGCGCCGGGCUUCGUUUGAGUAGGAAUCGGGGGAAGCGUUUGGAAAACUGCACAGUGCUUCGGCACCACAAAAACCCUGAAAGCUCCUCUUGAAAUGCUUCUGGUGUUCUGCUUUGGCAGCGGUCUCUCGGAAAUACGAAACGUCGCCGGCGGUGCGGGAAAUGAAGGCGGGGCGCCGUUUGCCAUCCUAGUACAGCGGACGCUCGGGUUGCGAACGUGAUCCGUGCGGGAGGCGCAUUCGAAACCCGCACGCGACGCAAUUUGGUACUUCUGCGCAUGCGCAAAGAGUGAUCAAGC
This is a messenger RNA of Lacerta agilis (Sand lizard), 925 nucleotides long. It is a transcript of the gene MYDGF, whose product is annotated as myeloid derived growth factor. NCBI's taxonomy places the organism in Eukaryota, Metazoa, Chordata, Lepidosauria, Squamata, Lacertidae. The record is from RefSeq and is a predicted model, not a curated record. The coding region runs from base 1 to 525 and encodes 174 amino acids. The transcript is spliced from 6 exons. Gene Ontology annotation, biological process: positive regulation of angiogenesis; positive regulation of endothelial cell proliferation.